Messenger RNA from Closterium sp. NIES-65, 969 nucleotides. NCBI's taxonomy places the organism in Eukaryota, Viridiplantae, Streptophyta, Zygnematophyceae, Desmidiales, Closteriaceae. The record is from the annotation of a GenBank genome assembly.
AUGAGACAAGAUAGAAACAAGUCACGCAGUCCUGAGACGGCAGACGGAGGCAGAAAGGCAGUCAUCCAACCCUCUAUUCUUCCCGCCUCCCUUCCUCUCUGUCUGCCCUUCUCUCUCCCCAAUAUCCUUCUCUUGUUUCUCUCCCCCUCCUGCGCACAGCAACCUAUCAAGCUGCUCUCUCAACGGCAUGGUUCCGGGCAUGCUGAGCUAUCUCACUCGCCUGCACACCCUGUGAGUCUCACUCUCCUGCACACCCUCGACCUCAGUGCCAAUGCCUUCCAAGGCACUCUCUCUCAAGGGCUGGGGAAACUUCAGCAGCUGCAGCACCUGUGUUCCGGGCCUGGGUGCGCCAGGCCUGGGUGCGCCAGGCCUGGGUGCCCCGGGCCCGGGUGUUCUGGGCCUAGGCCUGGGUGUGCUGAGUUACAAGAGAGAGCACAGCUGCAGAGUGUCCUUCCAUCUUCUCCAGCUCUUUACCUCUCAUACCCUUCCCUUUCCUCGCCCCCUUUUGCUCCCAUCAUACAGGUGACUGUAGAGAUCUCUAGUGGCAGCGUCAGCUCCAUAAUAGACCCCCAAAUGGUCUCUCCUGCUGCAUCUGGCGUCAGCACAACGCAUGCUGAACUCAUGCAGAGCCCGGUGUCCCUAGCCGUGGAAUGCACUGCCAUGCCAGCUGCCACGCGCCCCUCUAUGGCCAAAGUGCUGUCACAGCUGAAACAGUUGCACGAGGAGGUGGUGAGGCGGGAGAGGGAGAGUGGGUGGGAGCAAGGGAGUGGGUUGGGAAGACUGGGAACAGGGAGAGCAAGCUGGUUGGUGACGGAGAAGAGUGACACCCCUGCAACUGAGACGACGGUGGGGAAUGUGAGUGCGGUGACGGGAGAGAGGAAUGCGAUAGGCAGUUAUCAUGGGAAUGAGAGCUCGAGUGCUGGUAGGGGGACAAGUGGGGAGGCCAGUAGGAGUGUGAAUGGUUACUAG